GCCGGGGUCACGUCCGGCGGGGCGGGGGGCGGGGAUGUCCCCGCGGUCCCCCGACUGUCCACGCCCCGCCGCGGGCGACUCCAGCGUCUCGCGAGAGAGCGGGCGGCGCCGCUUCCUCUCGCUCCUUUCUCUCCCCGCCCCACGGUCGCUGCGCCGCUUCCUCCGGAGGGCGGGGACCCUGGACGUGGCGGGGCGGGGACGCCGGGCUGGGCGCGCGGUGGUCGGGCCGGGAUCGGCCCGCGCUCCGAUGAUGACUUCGGAGAUGGAGUCGUCGGUCGAGAGCAGCUUCUCCGCCAGCUUUGCGGUGUCGGCCUCCGGGACUCUGCUUCCCGCGCGCUCCCGCAUCUUCAAGAUCAUCGUGAUCGGCGACUCGAACGUGGGCAAGACGUGCCUGACCUACCGCUUCUGCGCCGGCCGCUUCCCCGACCGCACCGAGGCCACGAUCGGCGUGGACUUCCGCGAGCGGGCGGUGGACAUCGACGGCGAGCGCAUCAAGAUCCAGCUCUGGGACACGGCGGGACAGGAGCGGUUCAGGAAGAGCAUGGUGCAGCACUACUACAGGAACGUGCAUGCGGUCGUCUUCGUGUACGACAUGACCAGCUUGGCCAGUUUCCACAGCCUGCCAUCUUGGAUAGAGGAGUGCAAACAGCAUUUGCUCUCCAAUAGCAUACCACGGAUUCUCGUUGGAAACAAGUGUGACUUGAGGAGUGCCGUUCAGGUCCCCACAGACUUGGCACAGAAAUUUGCAGACACACAUAGUAUGCCUUUGUUUGAAACCUCUGCUAAAAGCCCGGAUGAUAAUGACCACGUGGAAGCUAUAUUUAUGACUUUGGCUCAUAAGCUGAAGAGCCACAAACCAUUAAUGCUCAGCCAGCCUCCUAAUAACAGAAUUACCCUGAAACCUGAAGCAAAGCCUGCAGUGUCAUGCUGGUGCUGAAUUAACGGUCUUUAUUAUACUGUCUGGUUUGUCCAAAAUGCUCUUUCAGUAUAAGUCGUAAGAUUUCAUUUUAAACAGUAUGGUCGUUCUGACACCUCACUGUUUGUGAUUGUCACGCACACUUUUGUAUUUACUUAAUCAAGCUUGUCACUGUGACCAUGCAAGGAUAGAGCUGAUUUUCAAAUGAGAUUGAAAACGAAGUAAAGAUAGACGAGUCACAGCAUCUUCCUAGUGAGAGCCCAAUGAAGGGAGAGGGAGCCUCAUGGGAGCAUGGUGGGAUGGGAAGCCAGUAACUCCAUCCCUGGGACUUGAAGAAGAAAUACUGUUUUGUAUAGAGCCUGCCUUAAAUUGCAGAUCCAUUGCACAAAGUUUUGCUCAAGCAUGGUCAGAGUAAAAAAAAAAUAGAUCAAAGCAAAUUCCCCAAACUAAAGUUUUAAUAUCCUGCAGCUCAGAAGCUAUGAAGCUUACUCAGUCCAUUGCUGUGUUUAAAACCCCGUGGGGUCAGCCGAGUGUUUCCCUGCCCUUCAUUUUGUGAAAAUCUGCCUCCCUAAAAACAAGUGGUGCCUCAAAAGCAAGGUAAAAGUUACGGUAGCCAUCCUAAAAGCAAAAUGGCAUGCAGUAUGCUUGAUUGAAGUGACAAGGUGACAAUUUGAGAGCUGUGCAACUGUCUCCCGUCUUUUGCAGAAGUUGUGCUGCUUUGUGGGAAGGAAUGAGUGAAGUAGGGGCGCCUAUAGCGGGAGCAUGCGCAGUGCAGCCCAGAGCUUCUCCCCCUCCCCCCUAGCAUGCACAGUGCAACACCGAGGGUCUGUACUGUGAACAUGCGCAGUAGAACGCCGGGGGGGGGGGGUCUGUACUGUGAACAUGCGUAGUGGAACACAGGUUCUGUACUGUGAGCAUGCGCAAUAGAACGCCGAGGGUCUGUACUGUGAACAUGCGCAGUGGAACACAGGUUCUGUACUGUGAACAUGCGCAAUGGAACGCCGAGGGUCUGUACUAUGAACAUGCGCAGUGGAACGCCGAGGUCAGCAGCAGAGCUUGUGUGCUCUUACCCUGUGGCGGCUUCCUCGGGACCACAGGCCCAGAACCAAGGGUCUCGCUCUGCACAUCUACUGAUGUGUCAGGCAGAUGAAGUGACUUGAAAAGGUGGCUCACGUUUUACUUUGUGUCUUUAAACAGUGAAGACCGAUUUGAGAGCAUCUUAGGCGUUGUCCCCUGGAAUUAGCAAACGUGGGUUCCUGGAGGCCCUGGCUCUCAGCUCACCUGCGAUCGAAUGAAUAAACGCUGGGUGAAAGGGGCUUGCGACCUCUGCCUGCGAGCCUUCCUGUGCCCCUGGGAUGCACAGCUGCUACCGAAUGUCACUUUGUUCCGCAGUGCUGGAAGUCACUAGCUAGGCAGCUGCUCUGCCGCCUGAGCCACUUCCUCUCCCCUUUUGCUUUCCUUGUUUUUCAGACCACGCUCUGGUUUUGAGUCUCCACUCCUGGCUUCAGUCUUUAAAACGUUUAAAUUUUGUGGCCCAACAAACUAUUGCUCCUCAGUAUGAAGAACAAAUUAGAUACUGAAAGAUGUCUGUCCCCAGUGAUGAAGUAUUUGAAUUUUGAAUUUAAGAAAGUGUGCUGGCCUAAGAAGCUAUUUACACAAAUGGGAUGUGAGCCAUGCACUUGAAAGCAUCCGGAUAACUGCAGACAAGUCAAGGAAAAGUGAUUCGGUAUUUUCAGAAUGGGAAACCAACUGGAUGUGUAUGUGAUCUAAUCCAGUUAGGAUUUUCGUUUAAUCAUGGUGGUUCUCACUGGAUAAUUUAGUUCAAACAAUAAAUUACCGAAAGUAAUAAUUACAAAAUGAUUAUGCAGCUUUAAAUAUUAGAGCUGAAAUUGGCUUUAUUUGCAAUUAGAGAUCAAGCUAGAAGUGAGGAUUAAAAGUUGUUUUACAUUUUGUCUCAAUUAGCAUUGAUUUGUAACUAUUUUUAUAGAACAUGACAGCUGUAGUGAUUGUGAUGGGUGAAAUUGUUUUUUAAAGAAGGGAAUCUAUUGCCUUUUUAAAAUUGGAGAAGGAAAAUUCAGACUUUCUAAGUACAUCUUUUUCAUUCAGUAGUUAUGUGCUUUUAAAAAACUAUUUUUUCUUGUAAGAAGUUAAGUAUCCUUUACAGAUCUGUACAAGGACUUAUUUUUUCACUUUAGUAUUUAUUUAAAAAUAUUUUUAUCUCAUUUGCAACAACUUGCCAUUUUAAUUUUUAGUAGGUAUGUUUUUAUUUUAGAAACGAACUUAGGUGAAUGAGAAUAAAGCUUUUUAGAUAUACCAAAAUGUUUAUAAAACAGCUAAUUGUUGAAAUCACUUCUGAAAUGGUGGCUAUCUAGUAACAAUUUUUUGAAGCACAAAUCACAUUUUGUAAAUCUCAAUUUAACUAUGACUUUUAAUUGAAACAUCGAAUAUGUUUAAGAAAAGUUGUAAUUUGAGACCAUCAAAGGAAACUACCCCCAGAAUUGAAUGUAGUCAGCUAUUAACAGCAGUACUUUAUUGAAAGAAUAUUGCUAAUACACUUUCUCAUAAAUCCAAACUAAAGUUAGUUUUGCGAGGAACAAUGUCACUCUUACAUUUCCCCCAUGAAGGACAAUAAAAUCUUUGU
Castor canadensis (American beaver) is the source of this 3557-nucleotide messenger RNA. RefSeq names its product RAB33B, member RAS oncogene family (gene Rab33b). Gene Ontology annotation, biological process: Rab protein signal transduction. Gene Ontology annotation, molecular function: GTP binding; GTPase activity. The record is from RefSeq and is a predicted model, not a curated record. NCBI's taxonomy places the organism in Eukaryota, Metazoa, Chordata, Mammalia, Rodentia, Castoridae.